AUGCGGAUUCUUCUUCUCUCCGCUGUCACGUCGACCUUCUUCGCUUUUGCCUACGGCGCUGGAAGUGCCGUCCAAGGCACCGGGUCAACCACUCGUCAGUGGUCCUGUUGCAAGAACUCCUGCUCUUGGCCCGGCAAAGCUCUUGUCGACAAGCCAGUCCUGACGUGCGACGCGAGCGACAAUCUCCUCGACAACUACAACAGGCGCGACGGCUGCGAAAGUGGCGGUGGCUCAUAUGCAUGCUCUGAUCUCAGCCCAUGGGCUGCGAGUAACGACUUGGCGUAUGGCUUCGCCGCAGUCAAUCUUGCAGCUUCGAACGAAUCCGCGUGGUGUUGCUCUUGCUACUCUCUGACGUUUACUUCCGGGCCAGUCAACGGAAAGAAGAUGAUCGUCCAAGUCACGAACACCGGGUCUGAUCUAGGAGAGGAUCAGUUCAACAUUGCCAUCCCUGGUGGUGGUGAAGGUUCUACCCAAGGAUGCACGAAGCAAUAUGGCGGCGCGGAUGUCUGGGGUCAAGACUAUGGUGGCGUAGCGCAUCGCGACGACUGCGACGCCCUCCCUUCUGCGCUGCAAGCUGGCUGUUACUGGCGGUUCGACUGGUUCCGAGGAGCUGACAAUCCUUCGGUCAACUGGGAGAAGGUCAAGUGCCCUGAAGCUUUGUCUGGCGUGUCUGGCUGCCGCCGCAACGAUGACCCAAUUCCGGGGCAGAACACCCCAUCACCGACGCCUACGACUUCGGCCCCGAUAUCUUCUGGUACUGUCAAUGCGGCGGCAAGUCUUACAAAGGUCCCACUCGAUGCGUAG
This is a messenger RNA of Alternaria hordeiaustralica, 804 nucleotides long. RefSeq lists its product as uncharacterized. NCBI's taxonomy places the organism in Eukaryota, Fungi, Ascomycota, Dothideomycetes, Pleosporales, Pleosporaceae. Gene Ontology annotation, molecular function: cellulase activity. The record is from RefSeq and is a predicted model, not a curated record. Bases 1 to 804 code for a protein of 267 amino acids. Gene Ontology annotation, biological process: carbohydrate metabolic process. The transcript is spliced from 3 exons.